UGGAGAGAGAGAGCGCGAGACGGACAGAGAGAGCACCAUUAAAAGCAGACAGCUUUAAGAUGACCUGGGGAAUUGCAGUAUUUUACUCAUUCUCUUCAGUUGACUGCGGCAGUCUUAAAACAUUUACAAAGCAUCAAAACUAGUCUUCUUUGCAACUUCGACACUCCAGGUUUCCUUUUAAAGUACAGGAUCACCUGUAAGAAUAGACAUGAGGGUGCAAACUUUCCCGAGAGCGCAGAUUUUGCAGGAGUUUGAUUUGCGAUGCCAGGCACUGGCUGCUAACAACAAAAGAGGCUUUAAACAGGAGUUUGAGGAGCUCAACAAAGUCGGCAAAGAUCUCCCCACCAGAGUCGGAAACUCUGAGGUCAACAGACAAAAGAACAGAUACCCCUACAUUUUACCAUAUGAUCACUGUCGCGUCAGGCUCUCCAUUCAAAACUCCUAUGCACACACCGACUACAUCAAUGCAAAUUUUGUGCCUGGGGGAGAAUCAGAGAGAGACUUCAUUUGCACCCAGGGUCCUUUGCCCAACACCAUAGCUGACUUCUGGAGGAUGGUGUGGGAGCAAAACGUCAGAAUAAUAGUCAUGGUGACAGCUCUGAAACAUAAGGACAUCGUUUUAUGUGACAGUUAUUGGCCACUGGAUCCAGGGAUAGUUUAUCACGGACUGAUCAAAGUCACAACAGUGACUCGCAAACAGGGACCAGAUUAUUUUGUCACAACCAUUAACCUCCAACAUAGAGACUGUGCAACAGACAGGAUAAUCACACACUAUUACUACCCCUCCUGGCCGGACAGGGGAGUCCCUAAGAGCUCACCCUCUCUCUGUGCCUUCACAGAGCAUGUGCGGCAGCAUUUGGAAGCCAUUCCUCGUCUGGGGCCGGCUGUGGUGCAUUGCAGUGCAGGUAUUGGCCGGACAGGAACAUUUGUAACACUGCUCUGGCUGAUGCAACUGUGUGCCAGGGGCAUCCGGCCUAAUAUCAGGGCUGCUGUGCAGGACCUUCGUCUGCAUCGAAUGUGGAUGGUCCAGAAUCUGGAGCAGUACGUGUGCGCUCAUGAGUGUCUGUUACACUGGCUCAGUGUGGGAACCUCAGCAUGGAGCUCACAGAUCCAGAGAGUUAGUUUUAAUACCAACUGCUACAUUCAGGAUCGGCCUCGCAGCUCCUCAGGACAGAGAAGCCGAUCACGCAGGAGGAGCCGUCACCCCCAAGGACAGACACCUCUAGCAGACCCACCGCAGAACACAAUACAGCAGAUUUUAAACCCUGGGAAACUCCUGAGGAGGUUACUCCCCUCCUCUUCACUGCUGAAUCCAGCCACACACCCCUCCUAAGUCAGCAUGCUGGAAGAUGCAUAUAUGCAAACAAGAAAAACUGUGUAAAAAUAAUAAUGAUGCCCUCAUACAGUGUAUACUGUUUGUGGUCAGGAACUGCAGGCAGAAAACUGGCCUGACAACAUGCACGUAAAUGCUAGUCAAGAGAACAGUGGCUUAUAUUGUCACUACAAAAAAAUGAUUUCGAGGUAAAGCAGAUGCGGCCAAACCUGUUAUUCUAGUUACGUGGAACUGAUGACAAAAACCUUCAGGCUUGUACUUUAUAUAUGCUGGCACAUCAUGUUGCUAACAAAAUAUUUAAUCUUAACAGAGUAUGACAGUAUGUA
This is a messenger RNA of Archocentrus centrarchus (flier cichlid), 1659 nucleotides long. Its product is annotated as receptor-type tyrosine-protein phosphatase V-like. The transcript has 11 exons. Bases 209 to 1333 code for a protein of 374 amino acids. Lineage: Eukaryota; Metazoa; Chordata; Actinopteri; Cichliformes; Cichlidae. Gene Ontology annotation, biological process: protein dephosphorylation. The record is from RefSeq and is a predicted model, not a curated record. Gene Ontology annotation, molecular function: protein tyrosine phosphatase activity.